Molecule: messenger RNA, 3091 nt
Organism: Catharus ustulatus (Swainson's thrush)
Lineage: Eukaryota; Metazoa; Chordata; Aves; Passeriformes; Turdidae
Exons: 7
Coding region: 331-1020 (229 amino acids)
Source: RefSeq, a predicted model, not a curated record
ACUUCGGCAGCUUCGUGCGCCAGCUCAACCUCUAAGGCUUCCACAAGGUGCCAGGCGAGGCCGGGGGCUGGCUCUGCUUCACGAAUCCCAGCUUUCGCCGGGACCGCCCCAACCUCCUCCUCCACAUCAAGCGCCUGACCAGAGCCAACAGGCAGCGGCUGGCGGCGGGGCUGGAGGUGCGCAGCCGCCAAACCAGCCGCUUCCAGCAGCUCCGCACGGAGCGGCCGCUGCCCACCUUGUCUGCCGGGCAGCCCCCCAGAGCCGCUCCAUCAUGCCACAACCUCUCUGCUGCUUCCCGUGAGGAUUCAGAGCUGCCUCCAGGCCCUUCCAAUGGAGGUGCAGGUGCUCAGGAGUCUGAGGUUUCCCCACCACCUGCCAAGAAAGUUUGUGCCCCCCCUGGACUUUCUGGAGCUUCACCAGUGGAACCAUCAAGAGAGCUCAUCCGCGAAUUUAAUCUGCGCAAGCUCACCAUUCCACUGGUUCGCACUGACCCUGAAGCUGCCUGCAGGGCCUUCGAGAGGGCAGCAGCUGCAAAUCUUCAGAGCAGCACACGCCAGAUUUCCCAUGGACCAUCAAAGCCCUUUGGUGACAGUUCCAGAGAGCAGCAGCUGCAUAUCUCCUGAGCAGCACUCACCAGCCUACUGCCCAUCAGCCACUCCAGGCACUUCAGCCCCCAGUGCUCCAGCUGGCUAUGCUGGUUAUGCACCAUGGACAGCCCCCAGGUGGCUCUGGUAUACUCCUGGGGAAGAGGAAUUGCCACCGCUGGAUCUCGACCUGGUGCUUGAGACACUGGAGGAGAUGCUUUCGUCCUCCCCACCUGAAAGGUCUCCCUGUGCUCAGGGGAAUAUUAAUGUAGCCCCUGAGUCUUCAGGAGGGGAGCCUGUGAACAAGGCUGCAGCAGAGGAAGCUUUGCCUGGCAUGCAGAGCUGUGGGAGCAGUUCCCAGGAACGCGAGGAGCUUGAUAUCCAUCUGAUCUACCUUGCCCUGCGUGAGAACGAGAGACCGAGGGAGAGCCUGUGACCAUCAGGCAGGUGGAAUCCCCAGGUUUAUAGAUAUAUUUAGAGAUUUCUAGAGUUAUAUUUCUAUAUCCAUGUAGUUACUUUUAUAGAUUUAUAGAGUUAUGUUUAUAUGUGCUUAUAUUUAUAUAUCUAUAUAGCUAAGUCUAUAUAUAUAGAUGUGAUAAAAUUAUAUGUACUUUUAUAGAUUUUCAGAUUUUACAUUUAUGUGUACAUGGGCUAAUUUUAAUACAUAUUUAUAUGUUAUUAUUUUUUUCAAUUAUUAGUAUUAAAUUUUAAAAUGUGCUAAUUAUUAAUUAGUUACAUUUAUAAAUGUGCAUAUUUAUUUAAUUAGAGGUAUAUGGAAGUUUAGAUACACAGAUUGAGCUGUGUAGGCCUAGGCUGUAUUUUUAAGCUCUUUCCCUCCUCUAAUGCCUUUUCCAUCUCUUGUUUUUCCCUGUGCCCCCUCUGUCCCCUCUUGCUGUGCUGGUCCGAGCUGGCGGCCGGGCCGGGCAGAGCAGCAAUUCCAGCCCCGGGUGUCCCUGGAGCGGUGGGAGCUGCCGCUGGCCCCAGGCACUGUCCCCUGAGGAGCUGCUGAGGGACGGUGAGACUGAGGGGGCUCAGGGGGCUGAGGAGGGGUGACACUGAAGGGACGGUGACCUUGAGGUGCUGCUGGGGCUGAGGGUGUGGGGCAGCAGAGGGCCAUGAUGGCACUGAGGUGACAGGGAAGUGGCACAGGCUGAGGGGGGUGGCGGGUCUAAGGGGACGAGAUGGGUCAGAAGGGACUGAGGGGGUGAGAGGACUGCGGGGCUCUGAAGGAACUGAAGGGGACUCGGGGUUUGCCCAGAGCAUGGCGGGGCUGAGGGGAUGGAGGAGCCAGCAGGGAGCACAGAGGGGUCCGGGACUGCAGCUCUGCCAGGCCUUGGAACCAAUUCCUGAGACUCCAUUUUUGCCACAGCUGCACUAAAGACCUUGACAACAGCAGGAGGAGCAACGGGAGCCAGCAGAGAGAAGCCAAAGGCCAUACGCAAGAGCAGUGAGCAGGGAGCUGCUGGUGCUCUGCAAGAGCCAGGCCCUCCUGGGGAGGCGCUAAGAUUUUCUCCUCCCUGAUGGAGUGCAAGUGCUGCCAAGGGAGAGGCCCAGUUCCUGACUCUGCUUUUGCUUCCCAGAUGUCCAACUGCUGUCCCUGUUCAGGAGAACUGCUCUGCAUGGCAGGUAGAGACAGACGGAGAGGCUUUCAUGAUGGGGCUGUUGAAAUUCGAUUUUCUGCUUGGAGUCCUCUUUAAAGAUAUAUGGACUUUCACAUAGAGAGGGAUAAUUAUAUGGAUAUUUACAAACGUGUGUUGCUAUUUAUAUAGGAAUAUUUCCAUAUGUCUGUUGUAUUUAUGGAUGUGCUGUGUAUAUAUGCGUAUAUAUACAUACAUGUGUGUAUAUGUAUCUAAGUAUAAUGUAUGUUAUUAUAUCUGACUUUAGUUCUAUUUCCUAGGUUUUCAGUUGUGUAGAUACCUAUUUGUAUUGAUGCAGUUACAGGUAUAUGGCUCUUUAAAGAGGUAUAUUGAUAUUUGCAUAGGUAUAUAUGUUCUAUUUUUAAUAUUUUAUAUGUAUAUUGAUCUAUUUCUAUGUGUAACUGCAUUUACAUAUGUGUGGAGAUGUAUAGCUGUAUAUUUGUAUUGAUACAGUUGCAUGGAUAUUUAGAUUGGUACAGUGAUAUUUGUGUAUCGAUAGGUUUGGUUUAUAAACCUACUUACAUAUAGCAUGUAAUAUGUAAUAUUUAGUCUAUAUUUACACCUGUAGAUUGUUAUAGUUAUAUAUGUAUUUUUAUAUAUAUGUGCAUGCAUAUAUAUUUAAUUCUAUUUAAACAUUUAUGGAGUAGUACAGUUGUAUAACUGUAUCUGUUGAGUUAGUGUAGGGCUUUUUAGAGAGGGAAUGCAUAUUUUCAUGUUUGUUUAUGGGCUGUACGCUUGUAUGUAAUAAAUUAAGUUGUUAAACACCUAAUUUAUCUUUACGUACAGUGAAUUUUUGUAGAGGUUGGCAAUAAAUUAAGUUUUUGUUAACUGAAGUUGAUAUUUGUAUAUUUUUGCAUAGCAUUGUUGUAC